AUUAAAUUAAUAUUUAUUAUAGUUUUAUUAUUUUUUAUUUUUUUAUUAUAUUAUAAUGUUAAUUUUUUAAGAUUCUUAAUUUUAAUUGAAUUUAUAGUAAUUACAGUAUUAUUUUAUAUUAUUGAUAAUGAAAUUAAUACUUGAUUAUUUUUAAUUUUUCUUGUAUUUUCUGUUUGUGAAUUAGUUUUAGGUUUGUCACUGUUAGUAAGAAUAAAUUAUGAAUUAGGGCAUCAAAAAUUAAAUAUAAUAGAUUUAAUUUAUUAA
Apis cerana (Asiatic honeybee) is the source of this 264-nucleotide messenger RNA. Lineage: Eukaryota; Metazoa; Arthropoda; Insecta; Hymenoptera; Apidae. The record is from the annotation of a RefSeq genome assembly.